AUGGAAGCGACGGCUACAUUUCCCUUUUCAGAUCCGGCUGAGACCACUGUCAAUACAGACGUUUACUCCGCGGCCGUGGCCAACUCUUUAGGGUCUCCGAUGCACACUGAUAGCUACUUUUCUCCGAACGGAUCCUGUACCACCGACCUCGGCGAGGAUGGAACCAUAUCCUGUUUUUUCCAGAAAUCCCCAUAUUCGAUUAGGGAGACUAAGCCUUUACAAGUAGACGGGCUAAGUCUACCAAUUAAGUCGGAUCGGUUGGCAGCAGUCAAACUGGUCUAUUGUUAUGGCAGUGCGUCAGGCGUACAUACAGAUGAGGAUGACAUUGAGUCAGCCGGUCUUAUGGGGCUUGAGUUGAUGCGCCUAAAGCAGGCAGUUGGCCUUGGGCUGGGUCCCGGCCGACCCGAGCAGAACGCGAAGAAUUCGAGAGCCUCAACUAAACAACGACCAUCCACGCCUAACCUCCAUGAGACGAUACCGAUCGCUCGAUUUGAGUCAAGACAAAUAGACAAAUUUGACGGUGAUGAUAACAGGCAAAUGAGUGAAAAACAAGGUAUCGAUUCGACUAUUGAGGAUAGCGACAAGCUUUAUAAUUUGUCUUCUCAUUGUCCAGAGAGUACCGGGGAGUUGGACGUGAACGGGCCAUCAACUAGCCCAAAGCUUCCAAUAGAUCCAGUAGCCUCGGAUAUAUUAUCGUCAUUUGAGACUAAUUGCCUCGAUCUGCUCGAACCAUCUUCGCCAAUUCUUCCAGCUUCCCUUGGUCCUAAUCAGAGGUUCUCAGAUAUGACCUUAUGUUCCCAGUUCCCCGGUGCCUUGAUUUCCAGUUCACAGAAUAUCUGCUUGCCAGCUUCCAAUUCUCCUCCUACCUCCAUGCAGCUGAAUCAUUCUCAAUUUGAGAAAUCCAUUGCGACUCCCAGUGCACGGGAUCCAGAGGCUGGCCGAAUGUACAGCGACGAAAAGCCAGAGGCUCCAACUAGGCAGAAUUUCAUUCAAGCAACCGAAGUGGUAGAGGAAACUGGACUUACGAGUUUCGAUUGUGAGUUUGUUGGUGCAAAAGACAAAGACGGGCCGCAAUUU
Messenger RNA from Protopolystoma xenopodis, 1077 nucleotides. The record is from the annotation of a GenBank genome assembly. NCBI's taxonomy places the organism in Eukaryota, Metazoa, Platyhelminthes, Monogenea, Polystomatidea, Polystomatidae.